AACACAUACAGACAGAUACUCACAUUUAUACUCACACAUUCCUAUACACAGACUGAGGGAGCCCCAUUUCUGACGGGCCUGCCGAUGGAGUCAGGGAGGGCAACACUGCUCAAAGAGCAGCAACUGAAGGAUCAGUUUGAUAACCUAGAGAAGCAUACACAGUCAGGCAUCGAGUUCGUGGAGAGGUACAGUAAAUUCGUCAAAGAGAGAUCGGAUAUUGAAAUCAGCUAUGCAAAGCAGAUUAGGAAUCUAUCAAAGAAGUAUCAACCGAAGAAGAACUCAAGAGAAGAGGAGGAGAACAAAUACACGUCAUGCCGGGCCUUCCUGUCAACGCUGAACGAGCUGAACGACUAUGCAGGACAGCACGAGGUCAUUGCUGAGAACCUGACCUCUCAGAUCAUCACUGAACUCUCACGGUACCUCACAGAGCUCAAGGCAGAGAGGAAAUCGCACUUCCAUGAUGGACGUAAAGCGCAGCAACAGAUUGAGAGCUUGUGGAAACAGCUGGAGUCGAGUAAACGGCGGUUCGAGAGAGACUGUAAAGAGGCGGACCGGGCGCAGCAGUACUUUGAGAGAAUGGACGCCGACAUCAAUGUAACGAAAGCAGACGUGGAGAAGGCGCGGCAGCAGGCUCAGAUGAGACACCAGAUUGCAGCAGACAGUAAGACUGAAUACUCCAACUACCUGACCAAGUUCAACCAGGAGCAGAAUGAACAUUACUACACACUCAUCCCCAAUAUAUUCCAGAAACUCCAGGAGAUGGAGGAGAGGCGAAUCGAGAGGGUGGGUGUGUCCAUGAAGACAUACGCAGAGGUGGACCGUGAGGUGCUGCCUAUUGUAGGGAAAUGUCUAGACGGAAUGACCAAGGCUGCUGAGUCCAUCGAGCCAAAGACUGACUCUAAGCAGGUAGUGGAGUCGUACAAGUCUGGGUUUGAGCCCCCAGGGGACGUAGAGUUUGAGGACUACGGGCCGGGACAGACCAUGAAGAGGACUGUCUCUGAGACCAGCCUGUCCAACUCACGAGGAGAGGCCAAGGAACGUCCCGGCGGGGGCAAGAGCAAAGGCAAACUGUGGCCUUUCAUUAAGAACAAGAACAAGCUUAUGUCCCUGUUAACGUCCCCUCACCAGCCCCCCCCCCCCCCAGCCUCCAGCCCCUCACCCUGUGCUGUUCCCAACGACCCCCAGUCUCCCAAGCAGAACAAGGAGCCCCUCUCCAACCGCUUCAACGAGUUCAUGGCCUCCAAACCCAAAAUGACCUGCCUCCGGAGCCUGAGGCGAGGGCUUUCUCUCAAGUUGGGCUCUGGACCAGAGGACUUCAGCCACCUGCCCCCAGAGCAGAGGAGAAAGAAGCUUCAGGCCAAGAUAGACGACAUAAAUAAGGACAUCCAGAAAGAGAUGGACCAGAAAGAUGCCCUAACUAAGAUGAAGGGUGUGUAUGAGAAGAAUCCCCAGAUGGGAGACCCUGCCAGUGUGGACCCCCGGCUAGUAGAGAUGUCAAUGAACAUCGAGAAACUGCAGUCCGAGGUCCAGAAAUUCGAGGGAUGGCUGGCGGAGGUGGAGGGGAGGUUACCGUCGAGGAGUGACCCUCCCAGGAGACAGAGUGGUCUGUACGAGUCACAGAACAGCAACAGCACCAUGGUCGACAACAACUGUGCACAGGACAGAGAGAGCCCGGAUGGCAGUUACACAGAGGAGCAGAGUUCAGAGACUCAGGUCAAGGUGGCCAUAGCAAACACUCCAGAGUUUGAUGAUGAGUUUGAUGAUGGGGAUGAGGAGACACUGCCCACCAUCGGCACCUGUAAAGCCGUCUACUCAUUUGAAGGUCAUAAUGAGGGGACUAUCUCAGUGACCGAAGGAGAGCUGCUGUUUGUAAUAGAGCAGGAUAAAGGUGACGGCUGGACGAGGGUCCGCAGGAACGAAGAGGAAGAAGGCUACGUACCCACGUCCUACGUCGAGGUCUUUUUGGAAACGAACACCAAAGAUUCCUAAAAGUGUGAGAGCCGGCUCAGGAAUGGCAGGGCAAGCAGCCUCAGCGACAGAGCGACCACGUUCACGUUCCUUUACGGUCAGAAAGUCAGAGAGAGCGACAUGACCGAGGCAAAGACAGGAGGCCUAUGAUUCAUCUCAAUUUCCAACCUGAGACAUUUGUAGAGUUCUCUCCUUCUGCAACGGUCUUUGACCAGAAGCAACAAUAAGAGAAAAACAAACCAAAUUGAGCGCUCGGAAAUCUUUUAUUUUUUAAUAGGUUAUUACCCAUUUAUCAUUUAGCUUCUUUUGUCUCUGCAAAGCUUUGCUUCUCAAUGUACUAACUCCGCUUCCGCUAUGCAGCGUUACCAUGGACGCUGUUGGCUCUCUCACCUCGAAUGCCCCUCGAGUCCCAACCCACUUCCCUGACACUCCUCCCUAACCCCCCUCCUAAAGCACGGCAGGGUGUGGUCAGACAGGGCCGGGUCCAGCUCUGAAGCAACCCAAUCCCUCUCCAGUCCACACUCCCAUACAAAUCAAUCAGGUGGAUGCAGUUGCAGAAUCUCUCACUCAUUGACUCAGAGCCAUCAUCGCAGAAGGAACAGUCCAGAUCCAGCAUCACAUGGAGUUUCCAUGGAAACAACACAUUUAUUCCACUCUCUGAUUCGUCAUCUGUAUGACUGAAGUUCAUUUAUAGUGUGUGUACGCGUGUGGGUGCCUGUCAGUAUCAUGUACAUCCCCCAUACACACUCCAUCCAUGACUGAGAAAGGGACAGGACUGGGAGUUCCAGGAACAUGGGGUUGGAGACAGGUUCACAUUACUUCACUCACCUUACCAUACCAUCAUGUGUUGUUCUGGCAUCCCGUCUGCUCCUCUCUGGCCACACCCCUCCCCUCCCCUGCAAGUGUCAGUCGCUGGUCAUUGAGCGCCAUGUCACCGCUUAUGGUGGGGCGUGCGGUGUGCAUGCUUGCCCUGUCUCCUCCUUGGCUCGCCCCCUCCCGCUUGGCUCAGGGGGCUAGCUUAUGCUCGUCACCCGGCCUUUUUUGUUUAAGUUAACCCCAACGGCCUGUUACACUUCUUAACCAGUUUAUCCAUUCGUCACCUUUUGGGUUCUGUGCCUGUGGAUCAUCUACUAGCUGUUCCUUAUUUAGUUUUUUGUUGUGGCUGUUUGACUGUUCGUCGUCUCUGAAAGCAUGUUCACCUACCUGUGUUUUUAACAGUGAGUGUGUGCUCUCCCUCACAGUAACUCCUCUAGCUCAAAUCUCAUUACCGGAAGAGAAGAAAAUGUGGGAUUCCAAAAUGUCUGUUUCUGAAUGAUAUCAUGCACAGUAAAACAUUGAAUUUGUCUAUUUGUUAUACUGUAUGUAUGUAAUGUUGUUGGCUGACAUUGUACGUGUUUGAGAAGUGUGUUGAAGGCAAGCGGUCGUUAGCGUCAUCCUGUGGAUACAUGCUGCGGUGUUUCACGUCUCCACUGUAUAUCCAACAGACAGUGUCCCCUGGAAGAGAACUUGAAGAUGAUUUUAAAUUCUCAUGUAGUUUGCUUGGGCCACUUACUACUGCGUGUGGAAGUAUUGUAUACUAUGAUCCACACACUUUCCCACAAUGUUGUGACUGAAUAUGAGACAAGACAAACUUCCUAUUGGGCCUUAACUGGGUUGAUCCUAGCUACCACUUAAUCUAAAAACAAGUUCAAGUUGUGUCACAUGCACAAGUACAGUGAAAUGCUUAACUUGCAUGCUCUACCCAACUGUGCAGUAAUUAGGGGGAGUAAGAUGCCAUUCUAUUAUCUAUGGUAUGUUGACUAGGUCGAGACAUCUCGUUUUUUUAUAAAGGUGGUGAAGGAAGAUUACUCUCAAUGUCUACAGAGAUGAUGAUGUCCACUGUUUCCCUUUCUUGAACGCAUAUAAACAUUUUAAUUUUGUAAUUAUUUUUUAACAGUGUUUGGUCGAAGAGAUUGCUUUUUAAUUUGUAGCUAGUUUCUAGCUGGAAAACUGUUGCACCUGAAUUACAAACCACUUGAUUAUGAAACCAGUUGUUUGAUCUGCCUGAAGUCACUGUAGAUAAAGUAAUGAAAAACAUUUGUUUUGUGUAAUGAAGCAAUUAGUGAUAUUAUUAGCUUCAGGUAUGUCCCAAAUGGCUCCCUAUAUAGUGCACUACUUUUGAUCCGGCUCUGGUCAAAAUAAUUACACUAUGUAGGGAAUAGUGUGCCAUUUGGCACUCUGCCUUAAGUGUUUUGAAAAAAAAAUGUAUUCCAGUAUUAUUACUCAAGCAACAUUUCAGGGAGCAGCAACUGAAAUUGUAUCAAUGCAAACCAUGUAUAUUAUCAGCAGAACCACAAUUGAACAGUGAUCCAUCACCAUGUGGAGUCCCAGUUACUUGACAUAAUUUAAAAAGACAAGCAGCGCAAAUCUGCAUGUUCUGUGGCCGAGAAUCAGGUCAGGUCAAAGUUUUACUUUGCUAUUCCCACCCGUCCAGCUCUUAUUUUGACUAGUGUAGAUAUUGACUUGGCAGUUGUUUUGUUUGUUUGUGAGAAGGCAAAACUAAUUUUUAUGCAGACCAUCAGAAGGUGCAUCUCUGUGCUAUGCUGACUGACAGACAUACCCACUCAGAGAGCCAGUAUAGAGAAAAAUCUGCCUAACUCUCAACUGAGACCAACCCAGACCUCCAUCCAGGCCCCAGUGCACCUGUACAAAAGAAAAUGGCUUGUUGAAAUUAGAGAGAAUAUAUAUAAAUAAAUAUGGAUUAAACUAAGACAAAAAAGGAAAUAAAUAUAUUUUAAAGGUUAAGUAUUAAAGGCCUUACUUUGUUUUCUCUGCUUUGCUAAGACUGUUUUUUUUGUAAAGUCUGCCAAAUGGUGUGUGUAGCACUUUUGUUUGUGUUCAAGUUGGUAUAUGCUUAUGUUUUAGAGCACUGAAUACUUUGUAUUGUGUUAACUGUGCCAAUUAAAUACAUGUUGAAAAUAACAUAC
Molecule: messenger RNA, 4934 nt
Organism: Oncorhynchus gorbuscha (pink salmon)
Lineage: Eukaryota; Metazoa; Chordata; Actinopteri; Salmoniformes; Salmonidae
Product: formin-binding protein 1-like
Biological process (GO): signal transduction
Molecular function (GO): protein binding
Source: RefSeq, a predicted model, not a curated record